This is a messenger RNA of Colletotrichum phormii, 1317 nucleotides long. RefSeq lists its product as uncharacterized. The annotation marks the transcript as partial. NCBI's taxonomy places the organism in Eukaryota, Fungi, Ascomycota, Sordariomycetes, Glomerellales, Glomerellaceae. Gene Ontology annotation, molecular function: protein binding. The transcript has 2 exons. The record is from RefSeq and is a predicted model, not a curated record.
AUGACGUUGAAGUCGGUUGUAAUUCGCGAUCUGGUUUCUCAUAUUACCUCGUAUACACAAGUUCUUCAACUCAGUCUGAUAACCUUGUCACUCGGCUCCUUAUGGACUCAGCAGAAGUCUCAAGACCAGGUGCAUGUUGCAAUCCGAAACUUGACCGACGAAAUCCGGGCUGCGAACCUCAUCUCGCGUACGAGCACGGGUCAGAGGCGACCGUCCACUGAAUGGGACGACGAAACUGAUACGAGGUUGGAUGAAUCUCUCUCUGUAACGAAAGAGAUCCAAGCAUGGCGAAUGUCGGCCGACGAGGUGGCGGCCGCAGUCACUCUGCAGAAUGCAGACCAACACCACUCGUUCUUGUCAUUUAACUCGUCGUUCACCAAGUUGGCAUCAGGAAAGGACCAAGAUUCUAAGCAAGCGUCAGGCGACGUUGACUCGGACGACUGGGACCCAGAGCCCGAACAUCCAGACGGGCCAAGCAAAGACAUCCUCAGCCACCAGUACGACGCGAAUCAAGAGAUAGUCGAUCGUUUGGUGGACUGCGGCAUAUUUCUCCGGGCUUCGUUGUAUCAGAAGAGGGGCAUCGAAAUACGAGAGCAACUCAGCCAGCCGGGAUAUGAUGUCGAAUUUAGCUUUGCUCAACAAGCUGUUAUGAAAGAACGACUUGCCGAUAUCCUUUUGAGAAGCGAAACAGAAGAGGAAGUGUCCGAGGCCAAAGGAAUCUUGCAGGACUUGCUUCAAGAGGAGGUAAAGCAGCCCGAAGAAUUUCGGGAUGACGAACGGCGAAGUCGGCUAUACCACGAUCUCGGGAGCCUCUACAUCAGACUAGGUAAUUUGAAGCAGGCGAAGACGUUUCUUAGUCGGGCUCUCGAGGGCCGAAAGAAUCAAGAACCCAUUCCGGUUGACUUGGUACAAGAAACAGCAGACUUGUACAUCAAGGCUCUGCAACUUGAUGGAGCGUUUGACGAAGCGCGGGGUGUGGAGGUCUGGGUCAACAACGUCAUCAUUCCGUUGACAAGUCGUCCGGCGUCGGCCCCGGAUUCAGACUCUAUGCCAGACGCCAGGAGACCAUCUUCCAUGGGCGAGCUUUCUCAAGCCUUUCAAUGGUGUCGCGAGAACGGUUUCGAUAUCGAUAUCCCAACUGGCUUCCGCUUCGAUACUUGCGACUUUAUGACACGAACCUCGCCGCUCCACAAGGCCAUCCAAGACGAAAACCUCGAGGUAUUGAGGCAAAUGGUGGGACACGUGGUCAGUCUCGAGAACGGGGGCAACGUCGGUCUGCCGACGCCCUUGCUGCUUGCCGCGUCGACCAGAAACCGU